Molecule: messenger RNA, 3957 nt
Organism: Haplochromis burtoni (Burton's mouthbrooder)
Lineage: Eukaryota; Metazoa; Chordata; Actinopteri; Cichliformes; Cichlidae
Product: ADP-ribosylation factor-binding protein GGA3
Exons: 17
Coding region: 53-2311 (752 amino acids)
Biological process (GO): vesicle-mediated transport; intracellular protein transport
Cellular component (GO): trans-Golgi network
Molecular function (GO): small GTPase binding; ubiquitin binding; phosphatidylinositol binding
Source: RefSeq, a predicted model, not a curated record
UUUAUCCGGAAGCACGUGAAGGCAGCAGAAGUCACGCGUUGUUUGUACAAAUAUGGCGGACUAUGGCGAGUCAUUGGAGUCUUGGCUUAACAAAGCCACUAACCCUUCAAACCGGCAGGAAGACUGGGAGUAUAUUAUGAGUUUCUGUGAUCAAAUCAAUAAGGAGCUAGAAGGUCCACAGAUAUCUGUCAGACUGUUGGCAUACAAGAUUCAAUCACCACAGGAAUGGGAAGCAAUGCAAGCAUUAACGGUUCUUGAAGCUUGUAUGAAGAAUUGUGGGCGAAGGUUUCACAACGAAGUUGGGAAAUUUAAGUUUUUGAAUGAAUUAAUUAAGGUGGUUUCACCCAAAUACCUGGGAGAUAAAGUGUCAGAACAAGUGAAGAAAAAAGUGAUAGAGAUGCUGUAUAGUUGGACAGUGUCUCUGCCAGAUGAAACAAAGAUUGCUGAAGCAUAUCAGAUGCUGAAAUUACAGGGUAUUGUUUUAGCUGACCCAGAAAUUCCUCUUGAUGCCACAUUAAUACCAUCACCUUCUCCACGACCCAAGAAUCCUGUGUUUGAGGAUGAGAAGAAGAGCAAAAGAUUAUCAGAACUGCUGAAGAGCAAAAAGCCAGAAGAUCUGCAAGAGGCUAACAGGCUCAUCAAGAACAUGGUCAAGGAGGAUGAGGUGAGAACACAGAAAGCAACAAAGCAAAAAAGCACACUGGAGGCGGUGAACAACAGCGUCAAACUACUUAAUGAGAUGCUUGCACAUUUCAACCCAGAAGACUCCACAGACGCAGACAGGGAGCUUAUUAGGGAGCUGUAUGGUGAUUGUGACAAACUCAGGCAAACGGUAGUUCAGCUUGCUACUGAGACCGAGGAUAAUGACAGUAGUUUGGGAGACAUCUUGCAGGCCAAUGAUGACCUCUCUCAGGUUAUUAAUUUAUAUAAGAAGAUUGUGGAAGGACAAACCAUGAAUGGAGAGACUGGAGGACGCCAAACACAAACGUCAGUCAGUGCAGGCACUGGAAGCACAAAUCAAUCAGAGAUUUUGAUUGAUCUGGUGGGUCUGGACAUCCAGAGCUCCUCUGCAUCUGAGCAGCAACCUCCAGCAUCUUCGCAGUCAUUUCCUGCUGACCUGUUGUGUGGAUCAGCUGCCACUGACCCACCGUCCCAGAGUGUUAACGUACCCUCCACAGCACUGUCACUGCUGGAUGAAGAGCUGCUGUCUUUAGGCCUCAAUGAACCUAUUACUGAGCUUAAUAAAUCAACACAUGGAAACCCAAGCAAUCCGUUGCCAUCUACACAGGAUUCCAGUCAAGAUUUGGAUCUUUUUGACACUUUACCCACAGUUCCUGUGUUUUCUACGCCUUCUCUCUUUCUGGAUGCCCUCUCUACAACAGGAGCCCCAGCUAAUCCUUCCAAGACUUAUACACCAGCUUCUUCCUUAAACUUCACUGGCCCUGUCUUUUCUACACCUCUGGCUUCUACAACAUCCCUUUCAACAACACCCAUUUCAACAACAUCAGUCAUAUCCCCACAACCCUUCAGUUCUAUAUUGACCACCGUGGCUCCAGCUGCUCCUCCUCAGUCAUUCAGCUUGACCUCAUCUGCUCCCUCAGCCGCUGAUAUCACCCCUCAACUAAUUUCAACUUCGACUUUGGGCUUCCACUCUCCAUCGCUUUCUCCAGGUCAGAUCCUGCAAGAUCUCACUUUGCUGGAUCUGGGCAACAAUAAUAGUCUUGAAGCCACAUCCACCCAAAUUAUAUCAGAAGGAAUACAUGCAUGGUCUGCUCCUCUGUCUAUCAAGAGUCAGGCAGAUGACAGCCCUCUGUUGCGCUCUCUGUCCCCUGUUCUACCCCUGAGCCAGUCAAGUCCAGGUAGAGGACAAGAGGUGUCCCUGGCCAAUGUAUUUGUCCCUCUUGAUACCAUUAAGCCAAGUAAAGUGUGCCCAGUGACAGCUUAUGAUAAAAAUGGUGUUCGCGUUCUGCUGCAUUUCGCCACCGACUUUCCACCAGGCAGGCCGGAUGUGCUGGUGAUGGUGGCGUCCAUGCUUAACACAGCCACUCAGCCGGUGAAGAACAUUGUUCUGCAGGCUGCUGUGCCCAGGACGAUGAAAGUAAAACUGCAGCCACCCUCAGGGACAGAGCUGGCCUCUUUUAACCCAAUACUUCCCCCUGCUGCCGUCACUCAGAUCAUGCUGCUUGCCAAUCCUCUCAAGGAAAAGGUCCGGAUGAGAUAUAAAUUGGGAUUCACGCUGGGAGACCAGCCAUUCACAGAAGUGGGGGAGGUGAAUGAUUUUCCACCUGUUGAUAAAUGGGGAGCUCUAUAGCUCUGUAGGCUGAUCGCUAUAAGACUACUUGAACGAUUUGGCUUUCAGUGUUCUGCUAUGGUCAAAAGAAAGCAAAAUAUUAAAGCUUUCAGGCAGAGUUUCAAUAUUUGAUAAACGUUGUUGGAUUUCAGAGAGUUGAAGAUGGUCUGCUGAUGUAGCACAAAUACAGUAAUUUUAUUACGAUACCAGAGGUAGUCAGUGUGAUGCAGUUACUAACAAAAUGAACUGUCUGAAUGCUAAUGGUGGUUGUUUGGUGAAUUUUAAAUAUUGUCGUGCUUUCAAUUUUUUUUAGUACCCUUUUGAUAUAAUUUUAAUGUUCCUAUUUGUGUCUCUGUUUUAUUGGAGAAUAGUUGCACUUUUGAAAACGGCAGUCUUGCAUAGAGGUUAAAAUGAUUAUGAAACUGUGGUUGUAUGAGCAGGUGAUCGCAAUCAGAGUUUCACAUGAUUUCUUGAUGACUAUGUAAGAUUUUUACAGUUGAGACAGGCUGAAGCGAACAAGAGCCCCUCUAUUUCUGAAAAAUCACUCCAAUAUUGGCUGAUUGGAAAUUGGUCACUUCCAGUCUGGCUCAAAACUACAACUGAAUACUUUUCUUCUUCUGGGUUUUACAGGAAAUCACAGCUCAGCCUCUUAUACUCACCACUUAUGGUUUUUUUUUAGUAUUUCAGUAUUUAUUGUCAUGAAUGUAUUUAUUUUGGUUAGUGAGGAAGCUAUCACAACUCCUAACGUAAUGUAUGGUGAUGCAGUUGUCAGCUGUAUUCUGCAUACCCCUUAUUAAUAGAUACUUUGAGUAUUGUAUUAAUAGAUUAACAAGUUAGUGUGCUUUUCAGAGUCUUUAAUGUUACCAAAUAGUCAUACAGAUUUGUUAUAAACGUUACAUUAUUUAGCAAACUAGAGAUGGGCUUAACAAGGAAAUUUAAUUCCUGUCAGAAGAAACGGCGGCCAUAGGUCAAGGCAUAACCACUGGGUAACUUUACAUGUGUUCAUACAGAAUUGUGACCUCUUUAUCUCUAUCUUCUUGGAGUUAUGUGUGCUGGAGGUUCUCUACAUAUUUCUUAUAAGUUUAUUUAUUUGUCAUAUUGUUAAAUUACCUUGUCAUUGCAUUUUUGAACAACUACUUCUGUGCAUGGAUAAAUAAAGACUGGGAUGGUUUUUAUUUAUGUUACACCUUUUAACAUGACUUUUUUUUUUUUUUUCAGUGUUCAAAAUCAGUGUAAAUGCAACUGAAUGUUUUUCAAUUUUAGAAUUGUUAUCUCAGGUCCUUAAAUUAGCUUGAAAAAUGUCUAAGGUAUGCAAAACUGCCACAUUUUGCCCCAUUGAAAGUCAUUGAAAUACAAUUUUUGAUCCUACAUUUAUUUUUGACAUUGACUAAUUCAUUCCGUUAUGUUAAGGUUUUAUUUUGGAGUACUCUCCUUCAGUUUUUUUUAUUUUUAUAGUUGCCCACCAGGUGUUACUGCUUUUUCCCAUUCAAAGCAAGCAGCAAAAUUUUGCCUUUUCUUUUUUUUCUUCAAGGCUGCUUUGCUACUGAAAUAAAUGUUGUUGGAUAAUCGUAUGUGUGAGAGAGAGGUCCACCUUUAAGUCUUUUGUCUUAGUUUAUAAUGCAGGGUGUGGCUUUCUAAUUCAAUAACAGUAAAUGUAUUGUAUUGCA